AGUCCAUUGUAUUUAUAUAUGCAGGAUAGUCUCAGCUAAAGAUCCUAUCAGCACUAUGCUCAGAAAAUAAUACACAUUCUUUUAAAAGAAUCGGAAUCCGGAUAAUCCGUUUUCCGAUCCGAUUUAAGAGGAUAUCCGGUUAAACCGGAACCGGAAUAAAUAUUUAGUGAUCCGAAAAACUGGAUAUCUGGUUUAUAAUUCAUAACCGGACCGGAUAUCCGGUUUUGCUCACCGUGUAUAAAUUGCUGAAUACAGUUCUAUUUAUUUUAUGUUUUUCUUUUAUUCUGAGGGGAACAGUGCUAUUCUUCAGGAUCUUAAGGCAAGACACAUUCCAAGUUAGAAUAUUUCUUUCUUACAUACCUCAGUAUGUCUCCUUCAACUUAUCACCACUUCACCACAACCAAAACUAAAACGUACAUGCCACCUCAUCUGGUUUUAUACUAUAUUACAUGAUCACCUGACAUUCACCUUUCUUCUCCCUAGUUUUUUCGACAGAAAAAGCAAUAUGGCACUAGGGAAGGGACGUAGCAAGAGAUCAUCUGGACCUUGGGUCUCAACUACUACCACAGUGGUGUUUGUGGCCUUAUGUGUUUUUGGUGUUUAUAUGCUAACCCCUGGUACCCUGAUUUCUACAGACACUACUAAUCGAAUGUCGGUGUCCAAAUCUAGUUUCCAGACAACUGAUUCCAAACAAGACACUUCUACAUUUCAAGACAAUCCUGGGAAUCUUCCUAAGGAUGCAAUUAAAACUGAUGAAGAUGAUAAUGCUAAAAAUUCGUCUUCUGAUCAAGUACUAGAAGUUGCGAGUGCUGAUGAUCAGAAGCAAGAUGGUCUGGCUCAGAUUGUGGCUGACAAAAAAGAUCAAUUGUCUGAUGAGCAUGCAGAAAAUCUUGUCAAGACGGCUGCUGCAGAGAUUGAGCAUUUAGAUACUAAAGAUCACCCGACUGGAGAAAAUGUGAAGCGACAAGCUGAUGCUGAAGGAAACUCUGAGGGAUUGAAAGGGACAGUUUCUGAAGAAGAGCAACAGAGACUUAAUCAACAAGAGGUUCAGUUGAGUGAGGAGAGUUCCAUGACUCAUAACCAAGAAAGUGAUCAAGAAAUUUCUACAGCAAAGUCAGAUGACAAUAGGAAGGCGAUUCAGAAUACAUUUGAAACUAUGGAAGGUCAAAAUGAGGAAACUAAAGAUGAAAAACAAAGUGGUUCUAAGAAUGAUAGAGCCGGUCAUAGUGAGAGUGCGGAUAAUGAGAAUACCCUAGAAGAGAACAAAAGGAAAAUGCAGCCUGAGAGCCAUGAUAAUUUGAAAGACACCACAAACAAAGUAUCACAAGAAAAUGAACAAAUGGAACAACAGCAAAGGCAGGACUGGCAACAAGAUGGGAUUGCUACCGAUCAUGAAGGGGCAACAAGUAAGGAUCAAAUAGAACAUGAUGAGUCAACUAUUGAUUCCACUGAUUCAAGUGAUGACCGUAUGAGAAAUCAGGAUACAGUUAGAGAAGAGAAGGUUCAAACUCAAAAGCAAGAUGCCCAGAAAGAUCAGCCCGUUACUACUGAAGACAAGGGUAAGGACAAUAAACAUCAUCAAAGGAAGCGAAAGAAAAAACAACCCAAGCCCUCAACUGUUGAAGAUCAGUCUUUUGCAACGGGGGAGGGCGGAAUACCAAACGAAUCUGUAGAGUCAAAAAAGACAUGGUCUACUCAAGCAGACCAAUCUGAUAACCACAAUGAGAGGAAGAAAAGUCCCUCAGAAAAUCAAGAUGGUAGCCUAUACGGAUAUUCAUGGCAACUCUGCAAUGUAACAGCAGGCGCAGACUACAUACCUUGUUUAGAUAAUGAGAAAGCAAUAAGACAAUUACCUAGUCGAGGCCACUUUGAACACCGGGAAAGGCAUUGUCCAGAGGAACCUCCAACCUGCUUGGUACCUACCCCGCAGGGAUACAAGACACCUAUUGAGUGGCCUCACAGCAGAGACAAGAUAUGGUACCACAAUGUGCCUCACACAUCGCUGGCACAAUUUAAGGGUCACCAGAAUUGGGUGAAACUAUCUGGGGAAGUUCUGACAUUUCCUGGAGGCGGGACACAAUUUAUACACGGGGCUCUUCACUACAUAGACUUUUUGCAAAAGGCAGCACCAGAAAUUGCAUGGGGUAAACACACCAGAACAGUGUUGGACGUUGGAUGUGGAGUUGCUAGCUUUGGGGGUUUUCUUUUUGACAGAGAUGUUCUUACUAUUUCAUUUGCACCAAAAGAUGAACAUGAAGCUCAAGUUCAAUUUGCACUGGAAAGGGGCAUACCUGCAAUUUCAGCCGUGAUGGGCUCUCAGAGACUUCCAUUUCCAGGAAGAGUCUUUGAUCUUAUCCAUUGUGCGCGUUGUAGAGUUCCUUGGCAUCGUGAAGGUGGUGCUCUUCUUUUGGAAUUGAACCGAAUGCUAAGACCCGGGGGUUAUUUUGUCUGGUCAGCAACUCCUGUGUACCGAAAGGGGCCAGAAGAUGCUCAGAUAUGGAAAGAAAUGUCUGCCUUGACGGUAUCUAUGUGUUGGAAGCUUAUCACCAUCAAGAAGGACAAAUUAAAUAUGGUUGCUGCAGCUAUCUACCACAAACCAGUAUCAAAUGUAUGCUAUGAUGAAAGAAAACGAAAGCAACCUCCAAUGUGUAAAGAUGACGAUGAUCCAAAUGCUGCUUGGUAUGUGCCCUUGCAGUCAUGCAUGCACACAGUGCCAGUAGAUGAGGCUGAAAGGGGUUCACACUGGCCUCAGGAAUGGCCUCGUCGUCUAAACUCAGCUCCAUACUGGUUAAACCGAUCCCAAAUGGGAAUCUAUGGAAAACCAGCUCCAGAUGAUUUUGUAUCAGAUUAUGAACAUUGGCAAAGAGAAGUGAGCAAGUCGUACCUCAGUGGAUUAGGCAUCAGCUGGUCCAAUGUGAGAAAUAUUAUGGACAUGAGAGCUGUUUAUGGAGGGUUUGCAGCGGCACUCAAGGGCCUGAAAGUAUGGGUUCUGAAUGUGGUGAACGUAGAUUCUCCGGAUACACUUCCUAUUAUCUAUGAAAGGGGUCUUUUUGGGAUAUACCACGACUGGUGCGAAUCUUUCAGCACAUAUCCCAGAACAUAUGAUCUUCUACAUGCUGAUCAUCUCUUUUCCAGGCUAAAGAAAAGGUGCAAGCUUGAACCCGUGAUGGUGGAGGUUGAUAGGAUAGUUAGGCCUGGAGGUAAAUUGAUUGUCCGUGACGAGUCCAGUGCUGUUGGGGAAGUAGAAAAGUUAUUAAAAUCUCUACGUUGGGAGGUUCGCUUAUCCUACUCCAAAAACAAUGAAGGUAUACUCAGCGCCCAGAAAUCUGAUUGGCGACCAGAAUCAUAUGAAGUGGCAUCCCAAUGAAAGAUUUAAAGAAAUCAAGAUUUAGAGUUUGGUUGUGUUAGAUUUUUAGAGCUUGUAGAACAAUUGCAUGUUAUUACAGUUAUUUGUUACACAGGCAUACUUUUUCAGUCUCAGACAGAGAUGGUCACAUUAUUUCGAUGUUGAUCUGAGGGAAGUAAAGUUAUAGAUGUAGCACCAACCCCUCACACUUAACAGAAUAGGUACAUUUUGUUCCAGGAUUCCCCUGAAAAGAAGCCAUCAGGUAAGAGGGGAAGUAGAUGAACCAAGUAUCGUGCUGCUGAAAUUUAAAUGCCCUUGUUUAAA
This is a messenger RNA of Daucus carota subsp. sativus, 3670 nucleotides long. Its product is annotated as probable methyltransferase PMT27. Gene Ontology annotation, cellular component: cytoplasm; trans-Golgi network; endosome. NCBI's taxonomy places the organism in Eukaryota, Viridiplantae, Streptophyta, Magnoliopsida, Apiales, Apiaceae. Gene Ontology annotation, molecular function: methyltransferase activity. The coding region runs from base 506 to 3367 and encodes 953 amino acids. The transcript has 8 exons. The record is from RefSeq and is a predicted model, not a curated record.